Vicia faba (fava bean) is the source of this 1005-nucleotide messenger RNA. The record is from the annotation of a GenBank genome assembly. NCBI's taxonomy places the organism in Eukaryota, Viridiplantae, Streptophyta, Magnoliopsida, Fabales, Fabaceae.
AUGUUUGCUUCAAUGCACAGUGCAAGUCAAAUGACAUGGCAUCAUACAAACCAAACAAGUUCUGGCACUAUGCGACAUCCAUCUGAUGGUGAGGCAUGGAAGCACUUUGAUCGGACACAUCCAGAUUUUGCUGCAGAACCUAGAAAUGUCAGGCUUGGAUUAUGCUCUGAUGGAUUUGCCCCAUACGUGCAAGCGUCAGGAACAUAUGGCAUGUUGUCUGGUUGGGGUACGCAUGGAAAAAUGGGUUGUCCACAUUGCAUGGGAUACACCAAAGCAUUUACGUUGGAUAAAGGUGGGAAAAGCUCAUGGUUUGACUGUCACCGCAGAUUCCUACCAGCAAAUCACCCGUAUAGAAGAAACAAGACAAAUUUUAAAAAAGAUGUACGAGAGAAAGAUUUGCCUCCGCCUCGAUUGCCACCAGGGGUUAUAUGGAACCAAUUGCUACCAAUUGCAUUUGGAUCGCUACCCAAACAUGUUCUUGACCCACUAACUGAAAUUAGUCAAUUUUUUAGAGAUAUUUGUGCGUCAGCUUUAAAAGUGGAAGACAUCAUUAAGUUGGACCAAAACAUUGCACUCAUUCUUUGUAAGUUGGAACAAGUAUUUCCGCCUGGUUUCUUUGACUCCAUGGAACAUUUACCUGUGCAUCUUGCAUAUGAGGCUUAUCUUGGUGGACCUGUUCAAUAUAGGUGGAUGUAUCCGUUUGAAAGCACUGCAGAGCAUGUCCGACGGAUGACUAAGGAGAUGGGGAGACCACCAUUGAUGAUUGAGUUGAUUACGAGGACUCGGACAAAAAAAUCGGGAGGUUUUGUCGACGACCGCACCCAGAAAGCUUUUGAUGAUUAUCAGACAUUGCUAGCAAAUUUUCUAGAACACAAUCCGCAAUAUAGGCCAGCAGAGGGGGAGCCGCUUAAUGGGGAUGUUGAUUUCUAUAUUUGGAAUGAGCCGGAUGAUGACGGACUUGAUGACUUUGAUCUUGAUAAUUUUCCGGGUGAAGAUGCCCCGUGA